This is a messenger RNA of Williopsis jadinii, 336 nucleotides long. Its product is annotated as MICOS complex subunit Mic12 family protein. Bases 1 to 336 code for a protein of 111 amino acids. The transcript has a single exon. The record is from RefSeq and is a predicted model, not a curated record. NCBI's taxonomy places the organism in Eukaryota, Fungi, Ascomycota, Saccharomycetes, Phaffomycetales, Wickerhamomycetaceae.
AUGGGUGGUAAGAUUCAAGGGUUUCUCGGUGCUGUUUUGCUCGUCACCUCAGUGGCUUACUUCAAAUCGAAGGACUUCAAAGAUAACCAGGAGUACAUCUCGAAGACGUUGAGAGACACGCAAAGAAUCAUUGAUCAAGAGCCACAGGAGAAGAAGGACACUCCUAGAGCUGUGGAGUUCAAGUACAGACCAUCCAUCAGACAGACAGUGGCAGAUAUAUGGGACGACUCCGUUCUCAGCGGAGUGAAGUGGGUCUACAGUGUGGAUGUCGAGCACAGUCUUAGCAGGGCUAUUGAAGGAGUGCAAGACUUGGCUACAAAGUUGACAUCAAAGUGA